Maylandia zebra (zebra mbuna) is the source of this 2715-nucleotide messenger RNA. It is a transcript of the gene tpk2, whose product is annotated as thiamin pyrophosphokinase 2. Lineage: Eukaryota; Metazoa; Chordata; Actinopteri; Cichliformes; Cichlidae. Gene Ontology annotation, molecular function: 8-oxo-dGDP phosphatase activity. The record is from RefSeq and is a predicted model, not a curated record.
UCGUGGGCAUGCGCAGUAGAGUGGCUACAGUGCUAGCAGCUGAGUUGUGUGUGCAGUUAUUUAAAGACAUUUAAAAUGGCUAGUUGUUCUUGGGCAGAAAACAUACUCCAGCUCCUCCGUAAAAUGAAUAACUUUUAUUUACCAGGUUCGUGUCGUUCAAGCUGCUUUCGUUUUGAGAUUGAAGGAGCCCAGGUCGGCUGGAUACCUCCUCACGUAGCUUCGCUUUUAGCACGCUAUCCAGACGUGUUCAGUUCGCCACACCAGGGUGCAGUGACCCUCUGCCACGGCCUGGACUCGUACGAAAAGAGAUCCGAGGCUGUGAGUCAUGUACUGCAAGCUCUCAGACAGGAGCCCUCUUUAACCUGCCUUAAAGGAUGGAGAGAUGAGAAAUACAGUGUAAUGCCCAGAUUUUCAGACUGCCCUUUGAUGUGGAUGGAAAGAGCAGCUACAAGUCUCUUUGGGGUGAAGCGGUAUGGAGUUCAUAUCAAUGGCUACACUGUCAGUGACAGUCAGGAGGUUUGUAUGUGGUUGGCACGGCGCUCCCACACCAAGCAGACGUACCCUGGGCUCCUGGAUAACAUGGCAGCAGGUGGGCUGGCUGCUGGUGUUGGCAUCAAACACACUCUGGUCAAAGAGUGUCAGGAGGAAGCCUGUGUUCCAGCAGCCAUAGCUAAGAAGGCUCGUCCAGUUGCAACAGUAAGCUACACAUAUGAGGAUGAAGAGGGUGUGUUUCCAGAAAGCCAGUUUGUCUUUGAUUUGGAACUUCCUUUGGAGUUUAAGCCCAUAAUAGGGGAUGGAGAGGUGCAGGAGUUUUACCUCCUCCCCAUAGAUAAGGUGAAGGAACUGCUGGUCACUGAUGACUUCAAACCCAACUCUGCCAUGGUAGUCUUGGACUUUCUCAUAAGACACUCGUACAUUGACCCUGACACAGAGCCGUACUAUCAGGACUUUGUGACAGGACUCCACCAGAUAUUAUAGAACGAAGAUGAAGAUUACUCACUGUGCCUGAGGCACCAUAUGUCAUGUGGUGCCAACAUUGUUGUUCACAUUUACAGUUGCAAGAAACAUCAUAAAAAUGUGAACUUUUCUUUAGUGUUUCUUCAGAAACACUAAAGAAAAGUCAUACACUUUAUUGUACAACAUGUUAAUAUUAAAUAUAGUGAGUUAUUAUAUUUCACAGGUGUUUUUCAUGCAGUUUUGUUCAGUGGGUUCAGCCUGAUAACUGCAGGUGAGUGGUUCAGAGGAUGGCUGAACCACAUGAGUGCUGGAUCUAAGAAUGACAUGUAAGAGUUAUCAUGCACAACACUUUGCAGGUGUCAUGCAGACCUCAGAGUAAAUAUGCUCUAUAUUAUCUAUAGUCAUAGUACGACCUUUUAAGUUCAAAGUGCAAUUUCAGUUUCUGCACUUCCACCCAUUAAAUGCAGUAAUCAUACUUGAUUCAAAUCUAGUCAUCUCCUUAUAUACUGCAAGUCUAUAGGAUAAAAAUGUAGAGAAGAAAAAUAUGUUAUGUUAUUCUUUUGAGUAUGUAGAGCUCAAAGAGAAGAUAAGCAACCUCAUUAGAGUAAAGCACACAUGGAUAUUUGCUGUGUAGGCGGGUGGUUUGUGGGAUCCAGCACUGGUCACAUAAACCUGACAGAGCGUGGAGCUGUGUUUGGUACAGCUGAAAAACUGUUUACACAGUGAUAUAUACGACAAUAUACACAUAUAACACUCCAAAAGAAGAAUGUUUUGAGAUUCCGCACAGCAAUAAAGUGGAACUUGCGAGUUCAUCUUUAUUUAUUGGUGCUUUCUGUUGUAAAAUCUUAACGAGUGUUCACUGGACCAGUCUUCAUCACAGGUUUUUCUACAGUUGCUCGUGACACUUGCACAGUAACGAAGAACAACUUUGGACCAGUCCUUCUGCGAGGUGUUUCAGUUCAUCAACAGUUAUGGAAUAUCUUGAUUAUAAAAUAUCAUCGCAUCAUGCUACACCACCUCAUGUGGGUUAAGCACAGGCCUCCCUGAUUUUUUUUUGAAUAAUUCUGAUAUUAAUUUACAUCCAUGCUUUGGGUAAUUUAUCUUAUUUCAUCAAACUGUCCUAAGAUUCAACUUGUGAAUCGCUCGCUAGAUCCAGUGCAAAUAAUCAGACUCAUUGAUUCAAUUUAUUGUUCCUUUAAUGACUGUAAAGCCUCAGAUGUACUUCCACUUGCAUGCCCACUAGUGUCAGACUUUAAAGUAAUGACUCCUCGGGGUCUCCAGUUGUCUGUGUCCACAAUGGAAUAUAUUUGAGGAUGAAGAGAUCAGGCGUCGAUCCCAAAACAUGCUUCCUCCACCAUAUGUCAUUGUUGGGAUGAGGUUUGAUGUGCAGUGCAUUGUUUUUGAAAAAACAGCAACAGUCAUUUUAUCCGCUGAACUGCUAAACUGUCAGGUUUUUAGAAUGGCUUUCAUAACCUUCUCCAGCCUCUCUGCAUCUCUCUGCAUCUAAAGCCCUUAAAUGUGGGGCUCACACACACUUACAUCAUAAGUCUGCCAAGUGUUGGCCAGUAAUUACACUGUGGUUUUUAUGUUAUUUUUCCUUUGUGAGGCAAAACUAGACUCAUUGCUUAUCUGGAAUACUUGAAUAUUAUAACAGUUGAAUGUUUGCAGUAUGGAGUUGGGAUUAAACUUGGCUAUUGAUGAGGUUAUAGCAUCGAUGGGGAAUAUGUUCCUGUUAUACGUUUGCAGACACAUGGACAU